Molecule: messenger RNA, 4073 nt
Organism: Malaya genurostris
Lineage: Eukaryota; Metazoa; Arthropoda; Insecta; Diptera; Culicidae
Gene: ebo
Product: exportin-6-A
Exons: 5
Coding region: 508-3702 (1064 amino acids)
Biological process (GO): protein export from nucleus
Molecular function (GO): nuclear export signal receptor activity; small GTPase binding
Source: RefSeq, a predicted model, not a curated record
AUGCAGUUUCUCUUCACAUGUGUUCUCUUUUGAUUUACAGAUUUGAUGACGAGCUAACAGGCUAAAUGCGAGAGUAGAACUGCUUAGUGUGUUAGUGGAGCUUGUGGUAUGCAGAUGAAAAUCAUAGCAGUAGAAUUCAGUUUUUACAGUGAGAUAAAGAAAAUAAGUGCGAAGGAAAUCUUUAUCUUCAGUAAUUCACGAAUUUUCACGGCUCGGUAGACGUGAUACCGAAUGUGAUAUCCGGAGACGUGUGGUGUAUAUUCGUUCCUAGCUGGAACCUUCUGGAACUGUUGGGAUACUUGAACGGAGCCGACUUUUCGGUCCAUCCCACGAAGCAAAGGGGCGUUUACGUGGUUCGUCGAUUCGAUUGUUGCAUUUUACUGGGAGGAUUACGAGACAUCGGUGGCUGAUACAGAGUGAAAUCACGCAAAACUAGUUUUGCCUUUGAAAAGACCAAAUCUUAACCGUGAUCGGAACUGGUUACGUUGGACGGACUGAAAAAGAAAAAUGGAUACUCUAACCACUGACAGUGACCUUCAGCAGGCGGAGCUGUUGUCGAUCGAGGCUCUGGUGAACGAGUUCUACCAUCCGGGAACGUCCAAUGUAAGGAAGCACACGAUCGAAGGUCAUCUGCAGCAGUUUCAGCGAAUGCCACACGCCUGGCUUCUGUGUCUGCAAAACCUCAAUCAGUUCAACAACCAAUAUUUUUGGUUCUUCAAUGUAUCGACCGUAGAGGUGACGAUCAGCCAACGGUGGCUGUCGCUGGAGGAAUCGCGAAGGAAUCAGAUCAGAGAUGCGUUGUGGUCAACUUAUGCGGGAUUCUCGCAAGACAUUCCGGGGCUGCAGCGCGAUAAAAUUGCCCAGCUGGUGGCUUUGGUUGGUAAACGGCAGUUUCCCGAAGAACACCCCGAUUACAUGAAUCAGGUGCUGGAACUGCUCAAAAGUAAAUUCACCCUCGGUAUAACGUUACUUCGAGCAACAUCGGAUGAAAUCACCAGCACGAAAGCGGACAUCACAAGCGAACGGCAGAAGUAUCUGACCUACUGUGUCUCGAUGUACCUCCCGUCGGUGUUCGAUAUAUUGGAAAAAUAUGCUGAACUGUGUAUCACCCGGACCACCAACUGUAAAAAUGGGAUAAGCUUGGCUCAUCUUCCGGCGCCUUUUGGAGAGGAUUCCCGUUUGGAACAGGCAACAACGGAUUUGCUGAUAUGUGUACAACAAAUCUUCUCCUGGGCCCCGCUGGACAACAUCACAUCGCCAAAGUUCUUCCAAAGUCUUUUUAUGCUGGCACUUUGGAACAAUUCCUACAAAGAUAUUUCCAUAUCAGCACUGACUACCAUUUCGGAGUUAUUCUAUCGCCAGAAACCGUUGCCUCAACCGACAGUAAUUGCCACCGGUGUGCUCGAUUUGCUGCAGCCUUCAAAUAUGUCUAUAUUGUUGAAGUUGUCCAACGAGCUGUACCAGGAUAAACUGACCGAACUGCUGCGGUUGUUCACUACGCAGCAGUGGGCAAAGUGGAGCAAAGAUCCACAUUUUCCAGCCAUGAGCUACUUGAAUGCUCUGUUUCAGUACACAUUUUUCGGAUUUGGGGCACUAGCGUUCACUGAGCGACUUGCUAUUUGGACUCCGAUCAUACAAGGUAUAGUUCCGGGUGAGAAUGGCCUCGCCAAUAAGCACAUUGAUAAGCUGGUUGCACUGGCCUCCGGGACGGUGAAACGGAUGUUGUUCCAGUACGAUUACGAUCAGCUGUUAGAUAUGUUCGAUAACGAGGAGUUGGACGACGAGAACGAAACAGAACUGCAACAUUUCUUCAAUCAAUGCAUCGAUACAAUUGCACUGAUUGCCGAAGUCGAUCCGACUCGAGUGUACGAUGCAGUAUUUGGAGAGUUUUCAUCCAACGCCAGUAGCCCGUAUGCCGAGGUGCUCUCAACGGUUGGUUUGCUACGGAAUGGUGUCAAUCUAAACACACCGCCAUCAAUCCCGCUGGAUGAGGAUGAACGCAGUGGGUUACGUUGCAAGUUCCGUGAUUUCAUUUCCCUGUGCCAAAUAAUUACCCGGAUUAGUCCGGCGUUACACGAACGGUCUGAACGAAUGAGCAUUUCAAUCUUAUGUUUGAUUCGAUCGUUGAUCAAAUUGGUCGAUCUAGUUUCCAGUGCUACGGGAGAUCCAUUGGAAUAUUUUUUCGCUCAUUCGAGCUCGCUGGCCGGUGAACUUGCAGAAGUAUUCGGUCAAACUCUAAUCACACUGCGGAGUCUUCUGCUCGUAGCGCACAUUCCAAUAGAGGAGGACGAAAUGAUAGAUUUUGUGGGAAGCAUUCCGAGGUUCCUGUUGCCUGUGCAGAAAGUCAAGCGAGACCAGCUGAAAACGUUGUCCAGUGCAGCUGCCCAGCUUCUUCUAAGUGUCAGCGGCAAUUUGCGACCGAAAUACCUCGUACAAUUCAUAAAACCAUUGGUCCACAGUGACCUACGCCAUCUGGAGCGACCGACGGCGCUUAUCGUGCGACGAGCUAUAUGCAAUUGCUUCGUUCUGCCAUGGGCUAGAUGCUCUACUGAAGAACAAAACUUCGAGGGACGGGGAGCGCUUCUUCAGGAAUAUAUUGCAUUUAUUGCUGGUGAUUUGACUAGGUUAGAUUUGGGGCAUAGCUUCGGUACUAUCGAUUCCGCAUUGGAUUACGGUCAAGAGGAGAAGAUCGUUUCGGUUGCCACCUCCGUUCUGACUACGCUGCGAGAUCUGCUGGAUUUCUAUCAGGAGCAAAGUAGUUCCGUCAAGCAGAUGCUAGCUACCGCUUAUAGACCUGUGAUAGAGAAAACUCUCACCAUUUAUAGUGCUGCCAACAGUAGAAAUUGUUUGCUAAUUGAGCAAAUUUUCGAUUUCUCUUUAGGAAUCAUUCGAACGCUACAGAUUCAGCUUGGUCAAAUGUUUCUCAAAAGCAUAAUCCAACUUUUCCUGGAGAAAACCAAAGCUGAACAAAUCACCACACAGCGGUACCGUUCGUUAAACAUUCUGCUGAAAAUUUUUCUGCUCAUCGUGGAACAGCCGGGACAUGCAUCGUUGCUACCCGACAUUCUAACCUUCUCGAUCGAACACGUACUACCGUUAGUUUUUUGUCCCGAUCACACAAGUAAGAGCGAACAGAGUGAUCACGCCGAUUUCAGUUUGUCACUGUACAUGCUGUUCAAUGGAAUUCUGCUACAACGUUGGCAAUACUUUUACAAAUCUAGCGUACUAAAGCAAAUAUCCCACACUGCCACAGGUGAGAUCGUGCAGCAUCAGUCAACGUUGGAACACUCCGACCAAUUUGCUGCCAUAAUGAAUGCAUACGGACAGGCGAUUGUAUGCUCGAACGAUCCUCACAUCACACGUGCCACGCUUCAGUCCCUACAGGUACUGAACGAAAGAUGGAAAUUGUACCAGAGGGAAUUCUUUUGCAAUAACCUACUGCAAUCGUUCGAGGCGGCCAUCAUCAAGGCUCUGGUCGCACCGGAGGGUAUCUUGCACUACGAUCUCUUCCUGGCCGUUCUGUACAGUAUGGGUGAAGUAGGGAUGAAACGGUUACAUGAAACCUUUAUCGGGAUCGGGUUUUCGGCCGAUUCACUACAGGUGGAGGAAGUCUGCAUGGCAACGGACUAUCCUACAUUCGCGCAUCGAAUGAAUCAGCUUGUGCAAGAUACCAAAUGUGGACAGCUGAAUGAGUUAGUUUAAUCGAACCGGUGCACGAAUCCACAUCAUCAACCAUCAGGGAGCAGUCGAAAUCAAACAAACAUCGGUCUCAGUACUUUUCACUAUCAAUUUACUUUCUACAUUCACUCACACCCAAACACACACACCACACCCUUUCUCCAGCUUGCGUUUCGAUCGUCUCAAAUGGUCUCAAAACACACUGACCCAAAUCAGAUUUGCAGGAUUCGGUUGAAACGCGUGGGGCAGAACUGAAAUUCACGAUAAUUCCAUAUGUCACUAACACUAGAACCUAGUAAAAAGGAAAUAAGCAACCAACGAGUUGAGGUAGGAUAAUCAAAUUUUAAAUAUACCGCACAACAAGUACGCCAGAGUCGCUUUUGGUGAGCUGUUUA